AUGGGCCUAUCAAGUCUUCCAGCACCAUCUGAAGGAGUGUUGUGCAUAAUUCUAGUAAACACUGCCAUGUCAAUAUCCAUAUUCAAAGGGAUUAUCAAAACCAUCCUACAUAUCAUUGGCAUCAUUGCUUCACCACCAUCCUCCUCAACUUCAGACGAUUCAUUUGAGUUCCAUCUCAGUCCUUCAGAUGAUUUCAUUCAAGAGUUCAGAAGCAUGACACCAACACUGAGGUUUGAGAGUGUGUGUAGUAGCUGCAAAGAGCCUGAACAUGAUUGUUCAGUGUGUCUCACUCAAUUUGAACCAGAAUCAGAGAUAAACUACUGUUUAUCUUGUGGACAUGUUUUCCAUAAAGUGUGUUUGGAGAAGUGGUUGGACUAUUGGAACAUUACAUGUCCACUUUGUAGGACUCCUUUAAUUCCUGAAGAUGAUGCAUCUUGCUUUUCAUGA
Lathyrus sativus (Indian pea) is the source of this 447-nucleotide messenger RNA. NCBI's taxonomy places the organism in Eukaryota, Viridiplantae, Streptophyta, Magnoliopsida, Fabales, Fabaceae. The record is from the annotation of a GenBank genome assembly.